Helobdella robusta is the source of this 684-nucleotide messenger RNA. RefSeq lists its product as hypothetical. The transcript has 3 exons. NCBI's taxonomy places the organism in Eukaryota, Metazoa, Annelida, Clitellata, Rhynchobdellida, Glossiphoniidae. Bases 1 to 684 code for a protein of 227 amino acids. The record is from RefSeq and is a predicted model, not a curated record.
AUGACAAGCAAGGAUCUCUUGCAUUCAAACCCCGCCAACGCAACAUCGAGAUCAGACGCCUUACCCAAUUUCAAAAGAAAAUUUCUUAAAACUGAACUAAGAAUUCCAGUAGAGUGCAUUUACGUCAGAGAUGUUAGUCGUGAAUCGAACCGAGAGACGGCCUAUCGUUGGUUUGAUGUAGGGAGUGCAAGGGUCAUUUUCUUUUGGCCCGGUGUUGCUGCUCGUAACAAAAAAAGACCAAGACUUAACAAUUCACCUGAAACCAAUCAACCUAAUCCUGCAAUAACUAGCAACAAAUUGGAAUCAUCAAAAUUACCCACUAAAAUAGUUGGCGCUAAAAAAAACGAUAAUAAUAAACUCAGUGCUGAUAAAAAAUUGAUCAAAAAAUCUGUAUUUGCCAUGAGCAACAUCAAAAAAUGCAGCAGAAGUAAUGUGAUUGACUACCUAUCGGAGGUGGGUAUUCAGGUAAUUUCGUGCUAUCCAGUGCUGAAACGCUCUCUGGCUCCGUCAGGUACUCUGCCUCGUAAUGAAGGCGAAGACUCAACAAUGUUCAGAGUAUGCAUCAACGCCAGUGAUACUUCUAAAAUUCAAGAUCCUGACAAUUUGCCAGAAAACGUAAUCAUCCGUGAAUGGCGGUUCCUCAACAGUAAAUCUGGCCAAACUACAUCAACUAACAAUGGCUAA